Molecule: messenger RNA, 135 nt
Organism: Dentiscutata heterogama
Lineage: Eukaryota; Fungi; Glomeromycota; Glomeromycetes; Diversisporales; Gigasporaceae
Source: the annotation of a GenBank genome assembly
GGUGAGCUUUUCGCUGAAUCAUUUGUUGAAAGAGGAAUGAAAGUGUAUCAUGGCCACUAUUUCGACAGUGAACGCAUUUCCCUUAUAGUUUCUGAUUUUCUCCGGCAUGUUUUAGCAUCGGAGAUUUUAUGGUGA